CCCGGCGCGCCCGUACGUAACGGGGCGGGGCAGCGGGGAACCGGAAGCCAGAGCCGCGACAGCGCCGAGGGAGAGGGGCCCAGGGGAGCCCGCAGUUUGAGGCCCCUCUGCUCCGCUUCCCCCGCCGGGCCGGAGCGCCGCCAUGUCCAACAUGGAGAAACACCUGUUUAAUUUGAAGUUUGCUGCCAAGGAGCUCCAUAGAAACUCAAAAAAAUGCGACAAGGAAGAAAAGGCCGAGAAAGCCAAAAUUAAGAAGGCGAUUCAGAAGGGUAACAUGGAAGUCGCACGAAUACACGCGGAAAACGCCAUCCGCCAGAAGAACCAAGCCAUCAAUUUCCUGCGCAUGAGCGCCAGGGUGGACGCUGUGGCAGCCAGAGUUCAGACCGCGGUGACCAUGGGCAAAGUAACGAAGUCGAUGGCGGGGGUAGUUAAGUCUAUGGAUGCCACGCUGAAGAGCAUGAACCUAGAAAAGAUAUCUGCACUAAUGGAUAGAUUUGAGCACCAGUUUGAAACACUAGAUGUUCAGACACAGCAGAUGGAAGACACGAUGAGCAACACUACGACACUAACAACGCCACAAAACCAAGUGGAUAUGCUUCUGCAGGAAAUGGCAGAUGAAGCAGGUCUUGAUCUGAACAUGGAACUACCUCAAGGACAGACGGGUUCUGUUGGUACGAGCGUUGCCUCAGCAGAGCAGGAUGAACUGUCACAGAGACUGGCCCGCCUGCGUGAUCAAGUUUAAGUGAAACCAAGCUGCGGUUCUUUGGACGUGCUUUCAAAAAAUACCCUUUCUGUACCUAACCCUCCACUACACUAGGAAGGUGGCUCCGGUAUGACCCGGGUGGUUGAAUAUUUGUAAUAUAGGGUAUUUCACUCCUAGCUCGCUGCUCUUUCUAAAUACAUUAACCCAAAAUAUCAGCUCUCUAAUGUCCUUUUCUGUACAUUUUGAAGUUGAUAUAUUUUUUGCAAGCUUUUUUCAUAAAAUCAAGUUGAUAUUCUAAGUCAGUGAUGUUGGUACAUUCUAGCUAAAAAAAAAAGCAGAGUGUCAUUGAUAUAUAUUUUAAAUUAUGAAGUGAUUUUUGGUUUUUAAAUAUUGAGGACUGUUUGUGGUUGGAGAACUGAUGUAUUCAGUUCAGAUGAUCGUUGUAGACAACUUUCAUACACAGCCAAGCUCCUGGAACAUGCAACAGUGUGGACUUCAUGGAAAGUACACUUGUUAAAACAAAUCAGUGGACUUCAGUCUGGGAUUCCUAGUCUUUUAAAGCCAGGGUAAUUGUACUGAAAUGAGUUGUUAAGUUAGAAAAGGAGUUACCAAAAGCUGUUUGCGCAUGAUUGAGAACUUACACGGUGUCAUCACUUCAGUACAAGAGGAAUAAAAUCUCUUUUUCAAGUGUCUGUCGGUUGUGUUGGAUGCUGCAGCUCGCUUGCCAACGUUAAUGCCAAGUGCUGCGGCUUCUCCGCUUUUCCCUUCUCAGUGUCCUGGGGUGCAGCCAGUUCUCCACUCACACCUCUGCUCUGCCGACAAAACAGCCGGUUCCUGUGAACGCAGAACUCACACUACCCACUUCUGACAGAUUCAAGCCGAGAAGCCUCAUGUGAAGUAACUGAAGCCCCUUUUCUCCAUUCCUUCCUCUGUCUUUGCUUUUAAUCUGCUCAUUUUUUUUAUACAUGAGGAUGAGUCUUGUGAUCGUAUUCUACACGUCAGUGUUCUUCCAUAUAUGAAAAAGACUUCAGUAGUUUUCCUCAGGCUCAGAUCUCCCCCAAAAAUGAUUUGUAAAUGAUUUGCAAUAUUCCAGCUGUAUGGAGAAGCAAGUUGGUUUUAGUGAUCCCUUGAACCCCUUUGUAUUUCAGCAGCUUCCAACUCUGGCUGCAGGUGUGAAGCAAAUAAAUUGUUGUAGAAAUUGUAGCUGAGGCUGCUUGUGAUGUGUUGGGAUAAGUGGUGGUGGUAAAAGUCUCGCUUUGAAUUUCUGGGCUUUUUUUGGUUUGUUUCAUCUUCAUAGGGAUGAGGGAAGGUGUGAAGCAUUAGGCUGAGUUCUUAAUUUGCUGGUGUUGAGGAUCGUGUGGGUUUUCCAGUGCGGAGGAAAUAUUUAGGACAAAAAAAUGCUUUCUUAGUCAAGCAGGAUUUUUGCAGUGAAAACAUGCAAGAGUGCAAACACACUUCAGGGCAGUGUCAAACUGGUUUCUGUGUUAUUCAAAUCACUUUGAAGGUUUAGCAGGGUGUUACGUGCUGAGUGUUCAAGGCUACUGUAAAAAUAAGAUAUGGAAAAUAGGAUAGACAAAACAACCGGAAAAGUUGUGGAAUUGUGCAUCUCACACCCGCAGCCUAAACCAAAACGAUUUGUUUAAAAUGUGGUCCUUUCACUGGUAUACACUGAGUUUUGAAGGAGCUUUCUUUUAAACAUCGUGAAUGUUCCUCCUGUAAACAGGAGGAAUUGGGAGGUGUUUAAAGACCUUGUACUCACGUCUGUAGUCUCGGUACAAUCCUUUCAAAUCAUUAAUAAAGCCUCUUAGGAAAGGGGCUAUAUGCUACUUUUUUCCCUAGCUCUUUCUGAACAAUAUAACAACAUUAAUGGUAAAUCUAUGCAAGCAGGUUACCCGCAGCCGUGGUAGCCGCGUGUGUUUGUGCCUUUGUCUUAUGGAACUUACUGUAUGUUUUUUAUAUAUAUAUUCGGUUACUUCAUAUCUGAUCGGAUUGGAAAGUUACUGUCACAUCAUAAAUCCCCAUCCGAGUUUACUGUGCGGCUGUUUGGUGAUGGGUUUGUGUGUUCAGUGUUUGACAUCAGGUGACUUCAGCUGGCCCGUUUUAAUGUUGAUUAUUGUGCUUUUAGGCCAUUCCUGGGCAUUCCCAAACUAUUGGAGGGGAUGGGCAGCAAUUCUGGGAUCUGUAGGUUUGACUUCUGGAGUAUGUUGCUUUGCCGUGAGCCUUGGCCUGCUGGAGGCAUUUAAAAAUAAAGGGAGAUGAGACUGAUUGCUGCAAGGGGAAUGUUAAAUAAGCUUCGUUAUCUUCCUGGCUACACACAGCCCGUUCUGUGGGUUGAUCUCAUCCCAGGCUUGCUAACUCUGGUACCAGAACAGAUUGGUCUUGUUUUUUUUAAAGGGUUUAACAAACAAACAUAAAGGCUUGACUGCUAUAAUAAUGUCACCUCUGCGGAACUAUGGUGCAAAGAGCCAGGUGGGCUUGGGGAGAAAUACGCCUUUGAAACGUUGCAUUUUCCCCCUCCCGACUUCACUCCCAGAACCAGGAUUUGGUGCCAGCUGCUCCUGUGCACAGAGAUCCCGGGGAAACAGUUUCUUUUCUCUUUGGAAGCACUCGUGUCUGCGAGUUCAGAACAUUGCAGCAAUUACAUUUGGAAUGUGUCUAUUUUUCUCAAGUCUUUAGGAAAUGUUUAUAACUGGAAGUUGUUCCUGGAGCAAGAGUUGAGUUUCGUGUCCUUCCCACCCAGGCUCUCCAGCCAUUUGCCGUUUGCAGGUCAGCUCUGGCUCCUCACUGCACGUAACUCGUUUCUCUUGUCAGUUGCCUGUCUGUGUUUGCAGAAGUCCAUUUCAUGUUAAAUAAAUUGUGUUUGCUUUUAUGUAACCUUAUUACCAGAUAGUAUUUCAAUAUUUAUGCUUAGGAGCAGACACAUCGAAUGUGAAACAUUGCUUGAAAUGUUGCAAGAUGAUUUUGCUCCAUGUUUUUUUCCUCUUGGUUAGUAAAACUGCUGGCGAAUGGGACCGUUAAUCUUUAUUCAUUUUAAUUCCAAAACUGAAAGCCAUGAAGAGCUUCAGGUGAAAGGAGAGGGAAGGAAGGCAAGAGCAAGAACUUCAGCUUCUUUGAUUGCAAUGGGAUGAAAUGAUCAAGUUGCCUUUGUGGAGAUCCUCAGAGCCAAAAACAGCGACAUUUUGUUAAAUAUAGACAGCACCUGUGUACAGAAAUAAACUGAAGCUGGUGACGUAUAGAAAAGAGAAUAAUUUUUGUAGCUCUGGUCGAGUUGAUUUUGAAAACUGCUUUACUUGUUUGGGACGAUUUGUAAAUGUAACUGCAAGUGGUAAAUAAAAUUGUCCAGAGGAAUGAUUUCA
Messenger RNA from Columba livia (rock pigeon), 4059 nucleotides. It is a transcript of the gene CHMP1B, whose product is annotated as charged multivesicular body protein 1B. Lineage: Eukaryota; Metazoa; Chordata; Aves; Columbiformes; Columbidae. Gene Ontology annotation, biological process: late endosome to vacuole transport; protein transport; endosome transport via multivesicular body sorting pathway. Gene Ontology annotation, cellular component: ESCRT III complex; multivesicular body. The transcript has 8 exons. Bases 143 to 742 code for a protein of 199 amino acids. The record is from RefSeq and is a predicted model, not a curated record.